Messenger RNA from Sinocyclocheilus grahami, 1996 nucleotides. Its product is annotated as aryl hydrocarbon receptor repressor-like. Bases 90 to 1748 code for a protein of 552 amino acids. The record is from RefSeq and is a predicted model, not a curated record. The transcript has 9 exons. NCBI's taxonomy places the organism in Eukaryota, Metazoa, Chordata, Actinopteri, Cypriniformes, Cyprinidae. Gene Ontology annotation, biological process: xenobiotic metabolic process; response to xenobiotic stimulus; regulation of transcription by RNA polymerase II. Gene Ontology annotation, cellular component: nucleus; transcription regulator complex; cytoplasm. Gene Ontology annotation, molecular function: transcription cis-regulatory region binding; protein dimerization activity; nuclear receptor activity.
CACACACACAUAAACUCACACACACUCGAGUCUCUGCUGCGGCUCAUUCUGCGCUCGAUCAUCACACAGCAGCGCAUCUGUUGGUGAAGAUGAUUCCUCCUGGAGACUGUCUGUACGCUGGGAGGAAGAGGAGGAAACCCGUCCAGAAGCAAAAACCAGCAGCAGUGACGGAGAAAUCGAACCCGUCGAAGCGGCACCGUGACCGUCUGAACACUGAGCUGGAGCGACUGGCCAGCCUGCUGCCCUUCUCCCCCGAGAUCAUCUCCAAACUGGACAAACUGUCUGUCCUGCGCCUGAGCGUCAGCUACCUGCGGGUCAAGAGCUUCUUCAGCGCUGCUCAGGAAAACCCUCGUGAGAAACACGUGAACGGGAAAGAGUGCGACACGACAGCCAGCGGUGUCCCUGAGAGCCAGCUGCUGCUAGAGUCUUUAGCAGGUUUUGCGCUGGUCGUCAGCAGUGAUGGGAUGGUCUUCUACGCCUCCUCCACCAUAGUCGACUAUCUGGGCUUCCACCAGACGGAUGUGAUGCAUCAGAACGUGUUCGACUACAUUCACGUGGACGACCGGCAGGAGUUCAGACGGCAGCUGCACUGGGCCAUGAACCCUUCGGCUCAAAGCGGCUCGGGUGAAGAUCUUGUGGUCAGCAGUUUGUUUCAGUCUGAGACGGGCGACGUUCCUCCAGAGUUCUCCUGCUUCCUAAACCGCUGCUUUAUCCUGCGCUUCCGCUGCUUACUGGACAGCACCUCCGGAUUCCUGACGAUGCAGUUUCAGGGAAGACUGAAGUUCCUUCAGGGUCAGAGGAAGAAGACGGCGUCCGGAGCGCUCCUGCGUCCUCAGCUGGCGCUGUUCUGUGUCGUUGUGCCUCUGCUCCUGCCCUCCAUCACCGAGAUGAAGAUGAAGAGCGGCGUGAUGAAGGGCAAACACAGGAACCUCGGCGUUCUCACCUCGUUAGAUCACAAUGACAGAGACGAUCCUCUCAGACCUCUCGCGCUUCUGAGGCCACAUAUGAGCGAAGACAACGUCAAGUACAGGAACGAAGGUCCCUACGAUCCAGACGAGCCUCUGAACUUCUGCAGGUCGAGCGGUCAGAACCUGGACUGCGGCACGUGGCCCGUGAGAAGCUCCGGCGCUCGGCUCUGCAAACACACGCACUACGGUAAACCGUAUCGAUCGGCCCCUGGAUAUUACAGUAACAGAGCUGAGGCGUACGGGAGCGCCGCGCACGACGACUACAGCACAGACAGCAUCAAGAGCGAGAACUUCUGCUACGAAGAUCCCGGCGAGGGAUACGACACACACGUGAUGAUCGAGCCGCUCAUAAAGCUGGAGCAAGACUCAGACGCGGAGAACGGCUGCGGACGUCCCUGGAUGGAUCUCGAGCGUUUCCCGAACGGCACGCAGAUGAAAGCGGAGGGUGGAUACGGCGAGCAGUACUCCUCCUGCCAGAGGCUGAAGGGAACGACGUACAGCAGUCAUUAUACCUCUAACGCUUACGGCGGGGCACGACCGCUCAAGUGCGUCCUGAACAGAGAAGCAGUGAACUCUCAGUGUGUGGACGCCUACGCUGCUGACUACAGAGGGUACGUACAGCACGACUACAAAACGGGUUACGAGGUCAGAGGUCACGGGCUGCUUCACUGCAUCAAACAGGAGCCCGUCGACGCUCCGCUGUGGCACGACAUCCACAGCACCGGCCAGAGGAACAACACGAGCUGUGCCAAGAUCAACCCGUGCGUCUUCAUGCAGUAGCGCUUCACUUUCAUUCUGCCAUUUAUUCAGUUUGAAUCUGGACACUCAUGUGCUGCGUUUCAAACCCACAAUCAUCUUGUUGCUGGCACACACACAAACACACAACACUGCAAAACAUGAUGUUCUUCCUCAGGAUUUCUGCCUUGUUUUUCAGCACAAAUAUCCAAACAUCCUUAAAUCCAGAUACAUUUACUGGAGAUGCAAAAUGACUUGAUAUAUGUGUCCCUGGAGCACAAAAGCAGUGUUAA